This is a messenger RNA of Stylophora pistillata, 1481 nucleotides long. RefSeq lists its product as uncharacterized. NCBI's taxonomy places the organism in Eukaryota, Metazoa, Cnidaria, Anthozoa, Scleractinia, Pocilloporidae. Gene Ontology annotation, biological process: peptidyl-tyrosine sulfation. Gene Ontology annotation, molecular function: protein-tyrosine sulfotransferase activity. The record is from RefSeq and is a predicted model, not a curated record. Gene Ontology annotation, cellular component: Golgi apparatus.
UCACCUUAAGUAUUCAAAAUGGUCUAGAGGCACCUUUGUAGUCUUAAUUAUUUUAUUACUCAUCGCUGGUUGGUAUAUUUGGAACAGAUCAGAUGAAAACGAUAACGGGACAUCACCGCUUCUAAAAGACCUCCCUAGCUAUAAAUCCUCCUUGGAAUCUCGAGACUCUCCGUGUCUUCCCGGAGGAGUUCCUGACAGCUUAGCCAAACUGUAUGAUCUCUACAAUGAUGUUCAGACCUUUGUUAUGUUCAUCGGGUACCCUCGAAGUUCUCACAGUCUUGUAGGGGCUAUUCUGGAUGCUCAUCCAGAAAUUAUAGUUUCUCAUGAGUAUCACAUCAUAGAGCACUGGAAUUCUUACCAAGACGAAGCAAUCAGGAAAUCCGGUUUGCUGAAAUACCUCCUCUUCUAUAAUCUGCACACCUUAUCCACUUGGCAAGCCACCUAUGGUAGCCGCGCAGAAAAACCUAUCUUCAUUGAUGAUGGUAUAUAUUCUUACCAUGUCCCUGGCGCUUGGCAAGGGUCAUUCAAUGAAAAACUAAAGGUUAUUGGAGACAAGAAAGGAGGUGGAACAACAAUGGAACUAACUGAAAAACCUGAAAAGUUUGCUGCUCUUAAAGAACUCAAUGAAUCGCUUAGCAUUUCUUUAAGGUUUCUUCACGUCGUCAGAAAUCCUUAUGACGUCAUUUCCACCUGGUUACUAAGGCUUUUCAAUUUAAGACUCAAAGUGAGCGAUGGAUUACCUAAGGUAAAUAAACCAGCAGCGCUUGAUGGUUUUAUAAAGUCUUUCUUCGAACUGGUUGAGACAAAUGAAAAAAUUCGACUAACUUAUGGCAAUGCCACGGUAUUGGAUAUUUUAAGCCACGAACUGAUAUCCAAACCUAAAGAAACAAUGCUGGAAGUAUGUACCUUUCUUGGUGUCACUUGCAGUGGGGAUUAUCUUCAACAAGCUGAAAGUAUCCUAUAUGGCAAACCGUCUAUUACAAGAACAUCAGUCGCAUGGACUGAAGAACAGAAGCAGAGAGUUCAAGACGAGAUGAGAAAGUAUCCUUUCUUUCAAUUAUUCAGGUUUGAAGGCGAAUACUAAAAACAAAAUUUCCUUUACAAAAAUACUUUACUGAGUCACCCCACGGAUACGCUAAUAUGAUGAUCGUUAACUUUUACAGCCGUCCAAAGUAAUGCAAGAAACACUUGGUAUGAAAAAAGUACUAUUCUUCUUCGGGUGGCCAUAGGAUCACAAAUUGCAACCCAACAUUUUUUUCAGGUUCCCGCUCCUUUUUAUUUCUGGGAGCAGAAAGAGUGAGCCUCUGUGGAGUAAAGUGUUAGCAUCUUUUGAUUCGGAAUGCAGUGUGCCGUUAAUAAGACAAACGUGUUUCCUGAGUGUGACCAAAAGAUCGGAUGCCGGUUUUUUUUGUACGUCAACUGUCAGCUUUCAGAAUAACAUGCACUUGAAAAGGAGACGAUCAAGUCAAUACGUGAAUAAC